Molecule: messenger RNA, 468 nt
Organism: Kwoniella shivajii
Lineage: Eukaryota; Fungi; Basidiomycota; Tremellomycetes; Tremellales; Cryptococcaceae
Exons: 7
Coding region: 1-468 (155 amino acids)
Biological process (GO): vesicle-mediated transport
Cellular component (GO): membrane
Source: RefSeq, a predicted model, not a curated record
AUGUCAAGAAAGUGGUUUAACUUGGAAGCUCAGACCGACGAUGCCAUAUUCGGCGGAAAUCAAUCUGCUUAUUCAGGAUUGGGAUUAACUAGAACGCAAAGAAUUGGUGGAUUUGCAGCCUGUUUCGUUGGCGGUCUUGGAGUAUCGCUCUUAGGUGCUAUAUUACUUUUCUUAGGUGCAACAGGAGCGUUUGCCACUUUAUUCGCAGUAGGAGCAAUACUCUCGUUAUUAGGCACAGGGUUUUUAAUAGGAUUUAAAACUCAAUUGGAGAAGAUGUUUAAACCUGUUAGAGUAGUAGCCACGAUUCUAUUAUUCGCUGCUAUCAUCAUGACUUUUGUCAGUGCGUUCGUGUUGCCUACUAUACUCUGUAUCAUAUUUGUCAUUGUUCAGUAUUUGGCAUAUUUAUGGUACUCACUGUCAUACAUUCCUUAUGCUCGAACACUCGUCAAAGGAUGGGUUGGCAUGUAG